UUACUGGGUUUUUGAGCUUUUCUGCUACAGCCCUUUUUAUAAUACACUUGGUUUGUGUGUAAAGCACCAAGCUUUGUUGUUUUUUGGGAUAUUCUUCACCUGGGUAUUGGCUAAAACAAGUUUUCUUGAAAUAAAGUUUGAAUCUUUUUAUCCAAUAAGCAUAUUUUUUUUUCAUAAAAUAAAAUGGUAACAGGGAGAAAAAAAAGGUUACAUUUAAGCAAUAUAUAUUCAUUUAAAUGUGGAAAAAAUAAAUUUGAAGAUGAUCAUUCACAAAUAGGAGGGCCUGGAUUCUCAAGAGUGGUUUAUAUUAAUGAAAAUGAAGUAUCAGAAGUUGGAAAUCAAGAUGCUUAUAUAGAUAAUUAUGUGAGGUCAACCAAGUAUACACCAGUAACUUUUGUACCAAAAUCAUUGUUUGAACAGUUUAGAAGAGUUGCAAAUUUUUACUUUCUUGUUACUGGGAUUUUAUCAUUUACAGAGCUUGCUCCUUAUUCUGCUGUUAGUGCUAUUCUGCCUCUAAUUGUUGUCAUUGGUGCUUCUAUGGUCAAAGAAUUUAUUGAAGAUUGGCAAAGGCAAAAACAGGAUCGUGAGGUCAACAAUCGAAAAGUGAAAGUUCAUCGUGGUGGAGGUGUUUUCGAACCUAGAGAAUGGAAAACACUAAGAGUAGGAAAUGUAGUGAAGGUACAAAAAGAUGAGUUCUUUCCAGCUGAUCUUGUGUUACUUUCAUCGAGUUAUGAGGAUGCUGUUUGUUAUGUUGAAACAAUGAAUUUAGACGGUGAGACAAAUUUGAAGCUAAAACAGUCAUUGGAUGCAACUUCUAUGAUCCAUGAUGAUUCAAGUUUUAAAGAUUUUAAAGCUACCGUAAAAUGUGAAGAUCCAAAUGCAAGUUUAUAUACAUUUGUUGGAACAAUGGAGUUUGAAGAACAGCAGCAUGCACUUUCUCCUCAACAGCUUCUGUUACGAGAUUCAAAGCUUAGAAACACAGAUUACAUAUAUGGAGCUGUCAUCUUCACAGGUCAUGACACAAAAGUGAUUCAGAACUCUACCGACCCACCUUCAAAAAGAAGUAGAAUUGAAAGAAGAAUGGAUAGUAUUAUCUAUUUCUUGUUCUUCGUCUUGUUCCUUAUGGCGUUUGUGGGAUCCGUUUAUUUUGGGAUUGUAACGAAAAGAGAUUUGAAUGGUGAUAGACAGAAAAGAUGGUAUUUGCGACCAGACGAUGCAGAUAUCUUUUUUGACCCGGAUCGAGCUCCUGCUGCAGCAAUAUAUCACUUCCUCACAGCUUUAUUGCUGUAUACUUACUUGAUACCGAUUUCUUUAUAUGUUUCGAUUGAAAUUGUGAAAGUAUUGCAGACGCUUUUCAUUAACAACGACAUUCAUAUGUAUUAUGAAGAAGCUGAUAAACCGGCUCAUGCCCGAACCUCAAAUUUGACUGAAGAACUUGGUCAAAUCGACACCAUUUUAUCAGACAAAACCGGGACUUUGACAUGCAAUUCUAUGGAGUUCAUCAAGUGUUCAGUGGCUGGGACUGCAUAUGGGCGUGGUGUUACAGAAGUCGAGAGAGCUAUGGCAAAAAAAACGGGAUCUCCGUUGAUUGUUAAUGGUAGAGAUCAACUUCAUGAUGAUGACGAUGAUGAUGAUUCUACAUUAGCUGUUAAAGGUUACAACUUUGAAGAUGAAAGAAUCACAAAUGGCUACUGGAUUCAUGAACCUAAUUCAGAUGUCAUUCAGAAGUUUUUCCGUCUAUUGGCAAUUUGUCAUACGGCUAUACCCGAUGUUGAUGAAGAGACAGGUAAGGUUACAUAUGAAGCAGAAUCGCCCGAUGAAGCUGCUUUUGUUAUAGCAGCAAGAGAACUCGGGUUUGAGUUCUAUAAUAGGACACAGACAACCGUUUCUUUCAUGGAGUUGGAUCCCAUAUUUAAGAGAAAAGUCGAAAGGACAUAUGAGCUUUUAAAUGUUCUAGAGUUUAACAGUGCAAGAAAGAGAAUGUCGGUAAUUGUUAGGGACGAUCAAGGGAAAUUACUUUUGCUCUGUAAAGGUGCUGACAGUGUUAUGUUCGAUAGACUUGCUAAAAAUGGGAGACAAUUUGAAGAGAGUACAAAAGAGCAUGUGAAUGAGUAUGCCGAUGCAGGCUUAAGGACACUUAUUCUUGCUUAUCGUGAACUCACUGAGGAAGAAUACAAAGAAUUUAAUGAAAAGUUCAUAGAAGCCAAGAACUUAGUAAGUGCAGAUCGAGAAGAUAUGAUUGAUGAAGUAACUGAAGGAAUCGAAAAAGAUUUAAUACUUCUUGGUGCCACUGCUGUUGAGGACAAAUUACAAAAAGGGGUGCCUGAAUGCAUUGACAAACUUGCUCAAGCAGGAAUCAAGAUUUGGGUUCUCACUGGUGAUAAAAUGGAAACGGCUAUUAAUAUUGGAUUCGCAUGUAGUUUGCUUAGACAAGGCAUGAAACAAAUUAUAAUAACCUUGGAGUCCCCUGAAAUCAUAGCAGCAGAAAAAGCUGGAGACAAAAAUGAAAUUGCAAAGGUCUCAAAAGAAAGUGUCAGAAAGCAGAUUUUAGCAGGGAAGGCUCAGCUUACUGCUUCAACCACUGACCCUUUUGCUCUGAUCAUUGAUGGAAAAUCUCUAGCAUAUGCUUUGCAUGAUGACAUUAAAAGCACAUUUUUGGAGCUUGCUGUAGGUUGUGCAUCCGUUAUCUGUUGUCGAUCUUCGCCAAAACAGAAGGCAUUGGUUACCAGACUUGUUAAAGAGGGAACUGGAAAAACGACUUUAGCAAUCGGCGACGGGGCAAAUGAUGUUGGUAUGCUUCAAGAAGCUGACAUUGGCAUCGGAAUCAGUGGUGUUGAGGGAAUGCAGGCGGUUAUGUCAAGUGAUAUUGCAAUUGCUCAGUUUCGGUUUCUAGAGCGUUUACUGUUAGUGCAUGGACAUUGGUGUUACAGAAGAAUUUCCUCAAUGAUAUGCUACUUUUUCUAUAAGAAUAUUGUAUUUGCGACCACAGUGUUUCUAUAUGAAGCUUAUACAUCAUUCUCGGGUCAACCUGCAUAUAAUGAUUGGUAUCUGUCUCUUUACAAUGUCUUCUUCACGUCACUUCCUGCCAUUGCUUUGGGGGUUUUCGACCAGGAUGUUUCUGCACGAUUUUGUCUCAAGUUUCCAUUGUUAUAUCAAGAAGGUGUUCAAAACACUCUCUUCAGAUGGCGUCGCUUAUUUGGGUGGAUGCUAAACGGUCUAGCUAGUGGCAUAAUGAUAUUUUUCCUCUGCACCAGAGCCUUAGACCCAGAAUCAUACAGAAAGAACGGAAAGACUGCAGGAAUGGAUGUCGUAGGUGUCACAAUGUACACCUGUGUGGUAUGGGUCGUCAACUGCCAAAUGGCACUUGCGGUCAGCUACUUCACAUUAAUCCAACAUAUCUUCAUUUGGGGCGGAAUAGUGCUGUGGUACCUCUUCCUCUUGGCCUACGGUGCAAUGCCCCCCAACCUUUCAACAACUGCAUACAAAGUUUUCGUAGAAACAGUUGCACCAGCCCCAUCAUACUGGAUUGUGACCCUUUUUGUGGUAUUUGCUGCAUUGAUACCUUACUUCUCUUACAAGGCAGUCCAAAUGAGGUUCUUCCCAGCUUACCAUGGAAUGAUACAAUGGAUUAGAUACGAAGGUCACACAGAUGAUCCAGACUACGUUAACAUGGUACGCCAGCGUUCAAUUAGGACAACCACUGUUGGGUUCACGGCUCGGUCCAUAGCAAGGGAUAACAACUUGUAUAACUUGAACUUGGAGCGACAAGCGACGACUAAAGAUGACCGAAGUGCUAAUGUAUAAUGUUUACAGCUUAAAAUUAGCAUAAACUUCAGUAUACUUGUUUUUUGUACAGGAGCUGGUCAGGCGUAAAAGAUUUUGGUGGUAGUCAUAUUUUUUCGAUGUACUUUAAUUCAUUUAAUUGUUGUAGCACGACGACUAGAUUUUCGUCGAUCAAUUUCCUGAGUUUCAGGCUGUGAAGUUUAGUUGUAAAUUAGGGAAAUUGUACAGAUUGAAGAGAAAAAUCAUGUUUUAAUUAUAAUCAUAAGUUCUGUUUUAUGUUA
Molecule: messenger RNA, 4064 nt
Organism: Erigeron canadensis
Lineage: Eukaryota; Viridiplantae; Streptophyta; Magnoliopsida; Asterales; Asteraceae
Product: putative phospholipid-transporting ATPase 9
Exons: 11
Coding region: 184-3804 (1206 amino acids)
Biological process (GO): phospholipid translocation
Cellular component (GO): plasma membrane
Molecular function (GO): magnesium ion binding; ATPase-coupled intramembrane lipid carrier activity; ATP binding
Source: RefSeq, a predicted model, not a curated record